Messenger RNA from Scedosporium apiospermum, 2490 nucleotides. RefSeq names its product Phosphatidylinositol-3-phosphatase. Gene Ontology annotation, biological process: dephosphorylation. Gene Ontology annotation, molecular function: phosphatase activity. The coding region runs from base 1 to 2490 and encodes 829 amino acids. The record is from RefSeq and is a predicted model, not a curated record. The transcript is spliced from 3 exons. Lineage: Eukaryota; Fungi; Ascomycota; Sordariomycetes; Microascales; Microascaceae.
AUGGAAGUGAGGAAGGUGUUUGACAAUGUCCAAGGCAUCAAUGGCGGCCUCACAUCCACUGGAACCCUACGCCUAACCGAUUUCCACCUUGUUUUCUGUUCUCCUGCUCCGAAUAGCCAGCAAUCGAAAGAUGGCGCGCCGCCCAAGAUUCGCGAGUCCUGGAUUACCUAUCCUAUGCUCUGCUAUUGCGCCUUCCGUCCGACCCCUCCGUCGUCUGGCAUCCCAUCGUCGAUCAGGAUAAGGUGCCGCGACUUCACCUUUGUCACAUUCAACUUCCAGGACGAUAAGUUGGCGCGGGCGGCUUUCGACUUUAUACGUGCCCGCACAUGCAGGCUCGGCACUGUCGAGAAGCUCUACGCUUUUAGCCAUAUGCCCCUGAAGCCUGAGCUGGGCAUUAAUGGUUGGGAAUUGUACGAUGCUAGGGCCGAGUUUCGGCGCCAGGGAAUUAGCGAGAAGUCGACGGACAAAGGCUGGAGAAUCUCAACGAUCAAUCAGGAUUACAAGUUUUGCGAUACCUAUCCAGGCUUGCUUGUAGUGCCUUCCUCGAUAUCGGAUCUUACUCUGAAGUAUGCCAAGGAUUUCCGGUCGAGGAAUCGCAUCCCAGCGUUGUCCUAUCUACACCCCGUAAACGGCUGCACCAUUCUUCGAAGCUCCCAGCCCCAAGCUGGCAUAACCCGCAAAACCAACCCCCAGGACGAGAAGCUAGUAUGCGCCGCAUUUUCUUCCAACAUGCGAAGCGGUAUGAUCGGCGACCUUGCGCGACCUAAGCUGGCUAGCGAGCCGAGCAGCCAGUCCGAGACCCCUCCAGACUCCAGCGUCUCCGAUGUUAGCUUACAGUCCGACAUCCCGGAGAUGUAUGAUUCCAAGGGGAAGCGUCUGAUUUACGGUGCACAGCAGAGUAAUUUAAUUGUCGACGCACGACCUACAAUUAACGCCAUAUUCAACCAAAUGCAGGGUUAUGGCUCUGAGAACAUGGAAGGAUACAAGAAUACCCAAAAGGUAUUUCUUAAUAUUGAUAACAUUCAUGUCAUGAGGUCCUCUCUCAACCAAGUCAUCGAGGCAAUCAAAGACGCCGACAUCUCAGCGCUUCCACCUAACCGAGAUCUCCUCGCGAAGAGCGGGUGGAUCAAACACAUCUUCCAUGUCUUGUCAGGAGCUAUACAAGUAGCCAAGCAGGUCGGAAUCAACCAUUCGCACGUUUUGAUCCACUGUUCCGAUGGAUGGGAUCGCACAAGCCAACUGAGCGCUCUGGCCCAAAUUAUGCUUGAUCCUUACUACCGCACCCUCGAGGGCUUCAUGGUCCUUGUCGAGAAGGACUGGUUGUCGUUCGGUCAUAUGUUUAGACUUCGUUCUGGACAUCUAAACCAUGACGACUGGUUUGUGGUGCAGAAGGACGCGCUAGCUGGGUCGACCGUGCAGCCAGGCGAAAGCGAUGGCAGAGGCGAUGCUCUACAGAACGCCUUGGACGGCGCUCGGCGGCUAUUUGGGCAGGCUAAGACCGACCCGCAGCUAGAAGCCAUGACCGAGACUGCCCCAGGAGAGGUAGUUGAGAGCGAGAUUACAACUAAGAAGAUGGUGAGCCCGGUUUUCCACCAGUUCCUGGAUUGCGCGUACCAGAUGCAGCGACAAUUCCCCGAUCGAUUCGAGUUCAACGAACGGUUCUUGAGACGACUCCUUUACCACCUCUAUUCAUGUCAGUAUGGAACAUUCCUCUAUAACUCAGAGAAGCAGCGACAUGACGCCAAGGUAUUCACGAGAACGUCAUCCGUUUGGGACUACUUUUUGUCCCGUAGGGUUGAAUUUAUCAAUCCCAACUUCGAACCUGUUAUCGACGACCAUGUCAAGGGACGUGAGCGUUUGCUAUUCCCAGAUAUCAAAGAAAUUCGAUGGUGGCAUCAAGUCUUCAACCGCAGCGAUGAGGAGAUGAAUGCCUCAUUGGAUGCCAUGGCAGCAAUGGAGAGCGGCCGUGAGACAAUGAUGGCCGGCCUUGAGGUGCCCACCUCCACGAUUCAAAGCAAUAGCCAGCCGACGACCCCGCUGAGGUCUCUGAGCCCCAUGCCGCCCACUACCUUGACCACCAGCCAAUCCGCCCUUGACUCCGUCGAUCCGGCUAAAGAUUCUCUCACCCCCGAAGCGGCCGUGCCUGCACUUCACCGGAGUGCCAGUGCGGAUGCUAAUUCGGGUGCCUUUUCUACUAUUCGCGAUGGCCUAGCCGGCCUCAGACUCCUUAAUCCAUUGGGAAGAGCCGGCGAGGCGUCCAACGCCGCAGCCUCUGUUCAUCGAGAGCAAGAAAUGCGAGAGAUGACGUCGCGCGACGAUGAGUUGAGCUUUAACGAUGCCGUAGUUAUCGAUCCUUCCGAAGUCCCAGAUGACGCUUGUCCGGAUGAGGAUCUAUCGUACUGGAUUUUGGAUCUGAGCACCUGUACCAUCAUCGGAAGCAGUGAUGAGAAAGUGCCCAGCCAUAGCGUCGCAUGCACGCCCCUGGUUUGA